Messenger RNA from Sinocyclocheilus grahami, 1195 nucleotides. RefSeq names its product mucin-2-like. The coding region runs from base 34 to 1179 and encodes 381 amino acids. Lineage: Eukaryota; Metazoa; Chordata; Actinopteri; Cypriniformes; Cyprinidae. The transcript is spliced from 11 exons. The record is from RefSeq and is a predicted model, not a curated record. Gene Ontology annotation, cellular component: extracellular matrix.
GUGCACCAGUGAGCAGAUGGUUCAUUGGACAGAAUGGCUCUACGAGAGGCAACACUUUUAGGAAUAAUUAUUGUAUUCUCAGGCCACAUUCACUCUGUGUUUACAGCUCAAAAUGUAUGUAAGACGUAUGGCAGCGGCAUCUUUUAUACAUUCAACAAAACUGCAUUUCAUCUGAAGACCACAUGUCCUGUAACGCUUACACGCUUCAGUCAUGCUGGAGUGGACUGUCAUAUCAUCGUCCAGCGUGGACCGAAUGGCCUGAUGGACAGAGUGGAGAUCAUUGUGAAUAAAGUCACGACCCUCGUUCACAAUAAUACUGUGACAGUGGAAGGCAGCAGAAUUUCCCUUCCAUACAACCACACCUAUCAGCACGUGUUUCAUUAUGGAAUCUAUACCAGGCGCCAAAGCAAAGUUUUGCCAUUGUCUGUCACAUGGUACAGUGUAGCUAAUGGUGUCAGUUCACUUUGGUGCCCCUAUGAAAUGAAAGUUCCUUCGUGCAUGGGCAAUCUGAGGUUUGCUUAUGCCAUGCUGGCGUGUAACCAUACCUGCCGUUCCCUCUCGGGCACUGAUCCGACCUGUGAGGUGGUGGAUGACCCUGUGGAGGGGUGUGGAUGCACAUCAGAUACUCACUUGAGCAACCAACAGACCUGCAGCCCUCGCCCGCUGUGCAGCUGCCACCACCCAGGAGGCGACACACCUCCAGGUCCUGUGGUUAUCGGUGGACGCCAAUGCUCGUGUGAAAAUGGACAACUUAAUUGUCCUAAAAGUGAGGAUAACAGCUGUAUCAGUGGUUGUUAUUGUCCAGAUGGCCUUUUUGAAGAUCAUAACGGUGGUUGUGUGGCUCAUGAAAACUGCACCUGUGAAUUCAGCGGGAGGGUGUAUGAAACUGGGCAGCGCGUGGAGACCAACUGUAAAAUAUGCACAUGUAGAGGUGGUGAAUGGUCUUGUAUAGAUGAGGCAUGUUCAGGAGUAUGUGAGGUGUUCGGAAAUGGGCAGUAUCACAACUUUGACUCCAAAUGGUACAGAUUCGAUGGCCACUGUCAAUACACCCUAGUGAAGGCUGCUGGUUCAACUGGGCAGUUUGCAGUUAAAACUGAGAGUGUUCCUUGUUGUGAUGAGUCUUUGACAUGUUCCCGCGCCAUCUCAGUGGAGCUCUUAUGUGUGAGUGCAAAGAUGUGAUGCGAAAUCAAAGCUG